Molecule: messenger RNA, 630 nt
Organism: Linum tenue
Lineage: Eukaryota; Viridiplantae; Streptophyta; Magnoliopsida; Malpighiales; Linaceae
Source: the annotation of a GenBank genome assembly
AUCAAACGCCGACGUUCUUGUUUACGACUUCGACCACAUGGGCGACAUGAACACUACUCUUCAGACCAACGAAAAAGGAGCACUCUUGCCAAAGCGUCCGGCCGUUCGCGUCGGCCCUUCGUCGCCACAGCACAAGGCGCUGCAAGUGUUCGGCGUCGCGAUCGAGGGCGAGCAACUCGGUGGGCUGGCUCGCGAGCUCGCAGGAAUAGAAGACGGGAACAAUGUGUAUGUUUACGUGAACCGUCUCGGGUUCUGCAUCAUCACAAGAAUCAACCAUAUCCAUCCGUCAAGGCCAUGCGGAUCAACGAUUGCUUUGGCUGGUCCAAGUAUGGCGUGAGGGUGCCUCAAGAGAUGAUUUGCAAGUCCACCGCCACCUUGUGGAACAGGGUCGACAUGUUCACCGGAGAAACCAUGAUGGACGUGGGAGGAAUGGCGAGAGCGGCGGAGGAAGCCAAGGAGCUGCGGCGGAGCCUGGAGGAGGAGAGGUUGGAGCUGGCUGUGUGCAAGAUGGAGCUGGGGUGGAUGAAGAAGAACGAGUCGCUUUGGAGCAAGCUGGUGGAAGACAAGGAGAAUCAACUUCAAGCUUUCAAGGCUGCCUUACGCGAGGCCCUUGGUUGAUCUUCGUAAAGG